GAGAUACGAGAGGCUGGUUUAGGAGCCUGCCGACGACCUCUUGAAUUUCUUCUAGACCUGCACGAGUGAAGCCAGUGCACAGACCUAAAUCAGCAAACCUUUUUACUUGGUCUUUCACAUAUUAAAUAUGCCAAAACGCAAGCGCAAUACCGCGAAGGCAGCUGAAGGAGAGCCUCAAGGACAGACGGUGUUACCCCAGAAAAGACAUUACAGACAGCGUGCACACGCGAAUCCAUUUUCUGACCAUGCAUUGGCGUACCCUGCAUCGCCAGAUGAAGUUGACUGGGAUUCACAUUAUCCUGCCUUUGCUGGUACGGGCAAGACUCCCGAAUUCGCGGACGUUGGAUGUGGGUUCGGUGGUUUGUUAAUAGCCCUUGCGCCUCUUUUCCCUGAUACUCUGAUGCUUGGCAUGGAAAUCCGAGUUCAAGUAUCACAAUACGUCCAGGACCGAAUUGUCGCACUCCGUGCCCUCAAUACAACUCCGGAAUCGUCCACUCCUGGACCGUAUCAAAAUAUCUCCAUUGUUCGCGCGAACAGUAUGAAAUUCACGCCGAACUACUUCAGGAAACACUCCCUCUCCGCCUUAUUCUUCCUAUUCCCCGACCCUCACUUCAAAUCGAGAAAACACAAAGCUCGCAUCAUCUCACCCACGCUCCUCGCAGAAUAUGCCUAUGUUCUCCGGCCAGGUGGUAUCGUUUAUACAAUAACAGACGUUCGGGAUCUACAUGAUUGGAUGAGGACUCAUCUAGAGGCUUUCCCACUAUUCGAGCCAGUCAGCGAGGUCGAUCUCCGUGCGGAAGGCAAGGGCCCGAUUGUUGAUGCGGUAUACACCAGUACGGAGGAAGGGAAGAAGGUCGAGAGGAACCAAGGUGAAAAAUGGCUAGCAUGUUUCAGGAGGAUCGAAGUGCAGAGGGUCUAGAUGUAUCAAUAAUAAUAAAAGGCUAGGCGGACGUUAUGUGAGUUUUUCUGGUUUGAGCUGACAGAGGCGAAUUUAUUGAUUUUUGUACCAGUGAUCUCUUUCAAAUUAGGCUUAACUAUGUACCUUCGUAAGUUUGAAAGCCUGGAGUGAGCUGGCAAUUCAAGGACAAUUGAAAAUAUCAACCUCGGAAUAGCACCCUUACGUGUCGUCUCCUAAACUCAACAGGGAUGGUAUGGAUGAAAAAAAUCGAAUUCACAUUUUUACUUC
Molecule: messenger RNA, 1186 nt
Organism: Somion occarium
Lineage: Eukaryota; Fungi; Basidiomycota; Agaricomycetes; Polyporales; Cerrenaceae
Source: the annotation of a GenBank genome assembly